Messenger RNA from Chionomys nivalis (European snow vole), 803 nucleotides. It is a transcript of the gene Rps7, whose product is annotated as ribosomal protein S7. The transcript is spliced from 6 exons. The coding region runs from base 186 to 770 and encodes 194 amino acids. Gene Ontology annotation, molecular function: structural constituent of ribosome. NCBI's taxonomy places the organism in Eukaryota, Metazoa, Chordata, Mammalia, Rodentia, Cricetidae. Gene Ontology annotation, cellular component: cytosolic small ribosomal subunit; small-subunit processome; 90S preribosome. The record is from RefSeq and is a predicted model, not a curated record. Gene Ontology annotation, biological process: rRNA processing; ribosomal small subunit biogenesis; translation.
UGGCGCCGUGGUUUUUCCGCGGAGGUCGGGGAGGGGGACCCUCGGGGGACCUGCGGGACGGCGGUCCAUGCGUCCCGGGCGGGGAUGCGGCGGAUGACGCGGUGUGCGCCCGUCGAUGGCCCGGGCAGGGUGCCCCGCGAGCCGGGUGACCGACGGCGCCUUGCUCCCUCCCCCCAGGGCGAGCCAUGUUCAGCUCGAGCGCCAAGAUCGUCAAGCCCAAUGGCGAGAAGCCGGACGAGUUCGAGUCCGGCAUCUCUCAGGCGCUGCUCGAGCUGGAGAUGAACUCGGAUCUCAAGGCGCAGCUGCGGGAGCUCAACAUCACCGCGGCCAAGGAAAUUGAAGUUGGUGGUGGCCGGAAAGCCAUCAUAAUUUUUGUACCAGUUCCUCAGCUGAAAUCCUUCCAAAAAAUCCAAGUCCGGCUGGUUCGUGAAUUGGAGAAAAAGUUCAGCGGGAAACACGUAGUCUUCAUUGCUCAGAGGAGGAUUCUGCCCAAGCCAACUCGGAAAAGCCGUACGAAAAAUAAGCAGAAGCGCCCCAGAAGCCGCACGCUCACCGCAGUGCACGACGCCAUCCUUGAGGACUUGGUCUUCCCGAGUGAGAUUGUGGGCAAGAGGAUCCGUGUGAAACUGGACGGCAGCCGGCUCAUAAAGGUUCAUUUAGACAAAGCACAGCAGAACAACGUGGAGCACAAGGUGGAAACUUUUUCUGGUGUGUAUAAGAAGCUCACGGGCAAGGAUGUUAAUUUUGAAUUCCCAGAGUUUCAGUUGUAAAGAAAAUGACUGAAUAAAGUGUCAUUCGUAGUG